Zootermopsis nevadensis is the source of this 2707-nucleotide messenger RNA. Its product is annotated as osteomodulin. NCBI's taxonomy places the organism in Eukaryota, Metazoa, Arthropoda, Insecta, Blattodea, Termopsidae. Gene Ontology annotation, cellular component: plasma membrane; voltage-gated potassium channel complex. The record is from RefSeq and is a predicted model, not a curated record. Gene Ontology annotation, molecular function: transmembrane transporter binding; potassium channel activator activity; voltage-gated potassium channel activity.
CUUCCGAGACAUCAUUACGUAUUGCGUGUAGCAGGGAGAAACAUGAUGUCGUCACAACCCCAUGACAUCAGUGAAUGCAGCUCAGUUACGGAUUUGUUCAGAUUCAGAACGGAAGCAGGGAGCUCUCGCAGACUGGCUAUGUGUCGACUGCUAUCGUGGUUUCUCGCUUUGUCGGUGGCGUUAUCAGCUGGAGAAGAACACAUUUGUACUUAUUCGACCAGCUUCCAUAUGACAACAGCUGACUGCUCUGGGCGCAUGUUUAAACAUGUGCCUACCACGCUUAGUUCGGAUAUUAAGGCCCUGAGCGCUACUUACAACAGGAUACGAGGCCUGUACAAGGAUUCCUUCAAGAACUAUACAUACCUCAAGUACCUCUACCUGGAUAAUAACAUGAUAUCUUACAUAGAGAAUGGGACAUUUGACCCUUUGCAACAACUAGAAGUUGUUCGUCUGUCACACAAUGCAUUAGAGACGGUCCCUGUCGGAAUCCUUCAAUUACCAAAGCUGAGGAAAUUAUUCAUGGAUAGCAAUCGACUAAACGGAGAUGGAGGCUUUGCAGUUGCCCCAGUCAGUGAAACCCUUGAGUUACUGUCACUGGCAAAUUGCCACCUUGAGGAUUUACCCCCUUUGGGGAUGUAUCCCAAACUCUCAGAGCUUAAUAUAUCUGGAAAUGAGUUGAAAGUUCUGUCUUCCCAUCAACUAGCACCUCUGUGCAGCCUACAUUUGCUGGACCUGAGGGAAAAUCCCAUGCUGUUCAAGAAUCCAAAAGAUUGUGAAUGCCAAUUGCUGGCCACGUGGAUAACACAGAUGAACAUCUAUUAUGCAGAGAUUCCUCUGAACUGUUCUAAUGAAACAGAAAACCAUACGGAUAGUAAGUUGGCCUGUAUGCCGCAAUUACAAGAGGUUACUGAGAUGCAGCAAACAUGUAGGACCACCAUUGUGAAGAGAAAACAGAGGGAAAGCGAAUUGAUAAAUUGUUUACUGAUAACUCUCAUUGUCUUCGCUUGUAUCUAUAUUGCCUAUCUUGUGAUUGGUACAAAAUUUAAGAAUCACAGUUUGACAGAGAUAAGGUUGGAAUAUCAACAUGGAGACAGAAAUAGAGAUACUUCUUAUGUUUAGAGGAGAUGAACAGUGGUAUCUGCAGUCUGCAACCAAAUGCAAGUGCUUCUGUUCUGCAAAACACGUGUUGAACCUAGUGGGUGAGUCUCCUGUAGCUGUUUGUUCUAAUUCUGCAAUAAAUACCAACUGAAACCCAACAGAAACGAGGUUCAUAGUAGGAGCAGGGGAAGAAUAAAUUCUGAAACUGUUUGUUAUCAUGAGUUAAAAAUGCGUUAUCAUUAUGACUGCUUUCUGUCAAGUUAAUGCUUGAAGUCAAAUUGUUUGAAAUUAUUUAUAUGAUAUUGCAGUCUCACUGAGGGAAGAACGUAAAUUAUAGGUCUUUAAAAACAAAGAAUUUGGAUCUAAGUGGGUAAUGCAGGAAAUUUAAUGGUCAGAAAUUCCACGACGUGUUCAGAUUACUAAAAACUCUUAGAAAUAUCUAGGAGGCUGCUGUGGGCUGGGUGUAGUCUGUUGCUAGAAUAUGGAAGGCAGAAGUGUAAAAGGUCAGGAAGGGGACAGGAAUAUAACAUUUAAGAGCAUUUUAUGGAAAUAGGCUGUGAAGAUAGUAGGUGGAUAGAACCAAUGAUAAUGUCCAGUAAUGGGCUUUUGUGUUAGUGAUGCUGAACCUUCAAGUUCUGCUGCUACAGAGUUAUAAAACCAAGCUGUAUCAGUAUUUCAUAAGUGGCAGAGAAUUUCUUAAUGAGCUGAGCAAGAGAAGGACUUAAUUAGAUCUGAUGUGAAGGAAAUUCCACUGUAAAUUAGGAAUUCUCAACUUCCAGGUUUUCUAUAUGUUCUGUACAUCCAUUUCAUGGAAUACUUUGUCAACCCAUGUGAUAAAAAGAAGUUAUCAAGAAACAAGUUUGCUAAUGUUGUAAGGAUUUGGCAGUAAGCAGUUUUUAGCUUCAUAAAACAUGCCAGAUAAAGAACUCUUUAACACAAAAUGAGUUCUUCUCGGGCUACUAGCCGUGACUCUUGGUUGAAUGGAGAAAACGCCAACGUUUCAAGAACCAUCUUCGUCCUCGUCCUCAGGGUAUUGAAUUCCUGAGUACCCUGAGGACAGGGAUGAAGAUGGUUCUCGAAAUGUUGGCAUUUUCUCCAUUCAACCACCUGACACGGCUAGUAGCCCGAGAAGAAUUCAUUAUACUUCGUCACCAUGAAAGCUUCAGAUCAUGCAAUGCAUGAUGCGUGAAAAUCAUAACAAUAGUAAUCAAACUUGAUAUAGAAAGGUAAUAAAAAAACAGUACCAAAUAUCUUUUUAAUGGCUGAUCUGGAUGAAGAUAGUCGUCCGAUAAUAGGCCUAUGAGAACAUGUCUGUAAAGUUUGUCAAACUUUUUAAGAAAUUUUAAUUAAUCGCCCUCUCUUUUUACAUGAAGGCCUAUGAGUCAAUAAGAGAGUGAAUAUGGUCUCAGAUCUGAAAAGGUUGAGAACCCCUGAUAAAAAUUAAUCUGGAUGUUAUAGUAAGAGGAAGAUUUAUGUAUCUGUAAAAAUGAAGGAAGAAUCAAGGAGGAGGAUAUAUUUUAGUAAUACAUGAAGUUUCAAGUGAUAUAUCCCAUGGUUUAUUUGUCGUCAUCUGACAACGCUUUCAUACAAUAAAGAAUAAACAUUUAAA